Molecule: messenger RNA, 1701 nt
Organism: Sphaeramia orbicularis (orbiculate cardinalfish)
Lineage: Eukaryota; Metazoa; Chordata; Actinopteri; Kurtiformes; Apogonidae
Gene: trmt10b
Product: tRNA methyltransferase 10B
Exons: 9
Coding region: 203-1138 (311 amino acids)
Biological process (GO): tRNA N1-guanine methylation
Cellular component (GO): nucleoplasm; nucleus
Molecular function (GO): tRNA binding
Source: RefSeq, a predicted model, not a curated record
CUUUUUCGCUGUAGACCAUUAUUACUUUCAUUUUGUGCCUUUCAUACGGUUUAACCAAAUAGGUGUAAUAUAAAAAAUACUUAUUGUUUGAAUAGCUCAACUGUCGCAGCUGUUUCUUCAUCUAAUACCGCACAAACAGAGUCAAAAAUCCAGAUCUAGUGGUCCAUGUUGAGUAAUGCUGUGAUUCCAGACGAAAGCAGAGAUGGCACAGGCUCAUUCUGAAAUAUGUGAACAGCAGCUGAAUGGAGUUUCAGAGGAAAUAGAGUUACUUCACAUUGAAGUGUUUACAGAUGAGGGUCAGGACAGACCCGGAAGAGAGGAUGCACGGUGUUCUAGGAAUGUGUUGAGGAAACAGAGGCACUGGGAGAGGCAGGUGGCAGCAAAGAAGAGCAAGAGGAAAGAGGAGAAGAUGAGGAGGAAGCUGAACCGGGAGCAGCAGACGGGUGGUCGUGCUGGAGGUCCUCUGUUGACCAAACGGGUGCUGAAGGCGAUCACCAGGGAGCGUUUAGCUGAGGCUCAAUGCACAGGCCUCAAACUGUGUGUGGACUUAAGUAUGACAGACUCCAUGUCCAGCAAGGAGGUCAGUCGACUGGCCGGACAGUUGCGUCGUCUGUACGGCUCUAACAGGAAGGCGACUCAGCCGUUCCACCUGUUCCUGACCAACCUGAGGGAGGACAGCUGUCUGUACAAAGAGUGCAUCAGGAUGAACUCUGGAUUCCUUCGUUACAUGAUGGACGUAACAGAGGACAGCUGUCUGGAUUUGUUUCCCCCAGAAACCGUUGUCUACCUCACACCAGAUGCUGAGCAUGCUUUGGAAACUGUGGAUUCUGACAAAGUGUACAUCCUUGGUGGCCUUGUGGAUGAAAGUGUCCAAAAGAGGUUGAGUCUGUCUCGGGCCACAGAGCUGAGUGUCCACACGGCCAGGUUACCCAUAGACGAGUACAUGGUGAAGAAACACAACCCCAAAAACUUCCACUCCAAAAUACUGGCAAUUAAUCAGGUGUUUGACAUCUUGUUGACGUUCUGCCACACUGGGAGCUGGACAGAAGCUUUCCAUACAUGGUUUCCUCAGGGGAAGGGUUACAUCGUUGCCCAAGACGUUUCCUCAACGCCCGACAUCACUGUUGCACAAAGUUAGCGUGGGUUCAGAGUUUAUAUUUCAUAGUUUAUACAGAUUAUUUUGGGAAUCUUGGGCAGCAGCGGGGGGCUGGAGGGAGGUGUGUGUGGUGCAAUUGCAUCAUUCAUGGAUGUCGGUAAUGGGUGGAUGUGUUUGGACUUCUACUCCCUGCAGUUCAAUGAGUACAGAACACAAUCUCAUUUUAAACACAUUUUGCACUUUCUCAGGAAUAAAAAUAACUUGUCUUAAGUUCCUUGGAAUGUCAGAUUGGUCUCUAAAAACAUUUCUACAGACCAUUACUAGUGUUAAUCGUUGUAGUUAGCCAAUCCCUCAGGGCAUGUGCACUGUUUUCACCAUCAUCCAUGAAGCCUUUAUCUUUAAUUUGGGAAUGGUUCACUUUGUUUUCUAUGGCCUCUCCUUAUUUUUUUAAACACUAUGUAAAUAUUCAGCUUUUGUAGCAAUGUCUGUGAUAUUAAUGUGACUCUGAUUCAUUUCAAAACAUUAACAAAGUCCAGUAAAUAUAACAAAAAACCCCCCCGAAAAAAACAUGUUAAUGGUUAUGAUUCAUGUUUUUAUUGAUCUGU